GCAGCAAUCAUUGACGCUAAGAGCUUGUUAAUCGCUGCCAUUUCAUCUUGCAAUUGAUAAUUCCUUGCGAGUCUUUCGUAGUAAAGUUAAAAUUUGACAUACUGUUGUUGCUCCUUUUUCUAAAGCUGCUUCAUGUUCUGCUGCACCGUGCAUGGUGUAUCUUAUACAACAUUUGGCUGCUGGCUCACCACAAAAUAAUCAGGAUUAGGCUUCAAAAGCUAAAAAUGAUUGCUGUAGCUAGGUGGGCUAUUGCGACGAGCUUGAGUCUUGUUUGGCCUUAGCGACAUAAACUGUUUUUGCGCCGAUGUUACCGCUGAUGAAACCACAUUUUCUAUGAUCUUGUCAGUGGACGAAUUUUUUCUUCAGAAAGUGGAAGGAUUUGUAAGAGAAGCACCACAAUUCUCAAAAUUGCAUGAUCGCCCUCUCGAAUCUCAACGAGCAGGUCGUGCGGCAUUUUGGACUGCUCACGUAGCUGAGACCCAUCAGGUACAGGCUGUGCUUGAAAUGGCUAGUGCCCCAUCAGCUUUAAGAAAAAAACUUUUUUCUUGAAAAUGGAUCGAAUCACUGUUCAAGCUGAUUACACGACAGGUCUACAGGAGAGACUAAAGGAUGCAAUCAUCGACAUGAAGAAGCAUUAAGAUGAUAUGUUUGCUCAUUUAUCACGCCACGUAGGAUUGCAAGAACAUGUGCGGGGAUAUGAACUGAUCAUACCCUGAGCGAGCAGCUUUUGACAUCACUACACGCCGAGUUACGAGAAAUACCGUCUCGUGAGUACAAUGCGAAGUGCCGAGCUUGGGGCUGUUGAACCAAAGUGAAUCAGAAUGCACAUUUUUCAAUGCACAAUUUAAAGAGUGGUACGUGAGCUUGAGCACACCACGAGGACGUACUCUCCGAUAAAAUCAUUCCAAAUUGUUCCACCUUAGGGUCGGCGCUUGCUAGCUUAAGAAAAACCAUAGGAAUUCAUGGUGCAAUCAAAAAAAAUUUAACUCGAGAUCGAAAUUGUUUAUUUAAGUUUACGACUUGCUGUAACUUCGCAAGAGACAAUUGUUUAUGCAGAUAUUCGAAAACUCCAGAUAUCAUGAGCUUGCUAACAUGCAAACUUGGUUGCUUAGGGCUCUUUAACCAGCUUCAAAUUGGCACAAAAGCAGAUCUUUGCGACUUGGGAGGUUUUACUAGGUGCUCAUUCGUAUCUGUGCUUAUUUGUCCCACAUGAAAAUUGCAGGCAAACUAUCACUCGAUACGAGCAAUGUCCUCGAAUUUUUUUACUGAUAAGACUGUUUGUAGCAUCGCUGCUUCAAAUGUCAUGUUGCAAUUUCUAAAGGUGACUCCUGUUUUCUGCAUUUUAACAAGCUCGAUAAGCAUCUAAUGUUUUCCCCUGAUAACUUAGAUCUAAUGAGAUAGAUUUAAUUAUGGCGGCAUGACGAGGUCCGGCAGACAAUGCCGGACAGCAUAUUC
Messenger RNA from Plasmopara halstedii, 1455 nucleotides. RefSeq lists its product as uncharacterized. The transcript has a single exon. Bases 334 to 549 code for a protein of 71 amino acids. The record is from RefSeq and is a predicted model, not a curated record. NCBI's taxonomy places the organism in Eukaryota, Oomycota, Peronosporomycetes, Peronosporales, Peronosporaceae.